This is a messenger RNA of Amoebophrya sp. A120, 7550 nucleotides long. Lineage: Eukaryota; Dinophyceae; Syndiniales; Amoebophryaceae. The record is from the annotation of a GenBank genome assembly.
AUCGAUUCUUGUUUGAUGUUUUGUAAACCCGUACGCUUCUGGUCAGGUGCGCUGAAGAUGAAAAUCAAAAUGAUGAAUUUGGAAUUCUCCGCUAAUUUGAAGAGCCCUCCUGCUUUAACUCGUUGAAAACCGACGAGCAGCGGGCCGAUGGCCGAGCCCGACACCAGUCCCGAGGUGUCGCCUUCUCACCUCGCGGAUGCGCCCCCCGUCCCAGACGAGCUCACCGAAAAAGCAGUUGGCGCCCCGGAAGAUGCUAGUACUGUCCCCGCCGCCGCAAACGCCGCGGGUGCCGAGCCCCCGGCGGACAAGGAAGGCGACGAAAACAAAAAUCCUGCCCGGCCAGACAGUCGGGGCUCGCAGGGCGGCGCGGGCUCGUCACAUCAUUCGGACGAAGAAGAGGACGAACCAGGAGAGGAUGCCGUGCCGCAGCGCCGGGCGGUGGACUACUGGGUGUUUUCGCCCCCGGGUCCACGAAUGAAAAUGGAUGUGGAGUUGGAAAAUGUGGAAGUGGGCUACGAGCACGAAAACUUCGAGCGGCACGACCGACGGGGCGUCGGGGUUUCGAAUCGCGCCCUGACCCUCGCGAACGCAUUGAAAUACAUCUGCAAACGCUUACACCUGCUCGACUCCGUCUCCGAGGACGUGGAGGUGUUGAUGCGGCCGAAGUUCCCCAAGCCGGACAAAUUGCAGCUGAUGCAGGCGCGGACGCUGCUACCCGAAUACCUGUUGGAACGCGUGAACAGCAAGGAAAUCAGCUUCAAUGAGGUGUUGGAAAACACGAAACCACGGUUGCUGCUGGACCAGGUGUUCGACAGUCUGGACCGACAGCUGAACCGCGAAUGCGUGUGCCGACACCUGAUCGAGUGCGUCAGCUGCUUCCUCCCUUUAGAAAAUGAUCCGGACAACGUGAAUCCGAAGGCCAUCAAGCACAACAUGGAAGCGCUGCGCCGCGGGGAUAUGGACCCCGGGUACGACCCGAUUGCCGAGGAGAAGGAGGCGUUCAUGAAGAAAGAGCUGGAGAGGCGCGCUUUUGUCGAGGCGAAGAAGAAGCGCGAGGAGGAGAAGCGCAAGGCGGAGGCCGAGGCGCGGAAAAAGACGAAGAGCCAGCAGAAAGCGAGUUCGCCGGGGGCGGCCAAGGCGAAAUCCGGGAAGAAAGCGAAGGCCGGGGCGAAAGCUGCGGCGAAGGCUAAUAACAGUAACGCGGGGUUGACGGCGGAAGAAAAGGAAAAGAAAAAGCAGGAGGAGGAGCGGAAAGCCGCCGAGGAGGCAGAGAGGAAAAGGUUGGAAAAAGAAAGAGAGGAGGAGGAGAAGCGUCGCGCCGAGGAGGCGCGGAUCGCGAAGGAGAAGGCCGACUGGGAGGCUUUUAACCGGCCAAAUCGCUUUCACGAAGAGAUGAAGAAACACCCGGACUACAACACGCUGAUCCAGACGCGCAUCCUGCCCAUGUGGCGCAGCAUGAAGGAGCCGGACACGGCGUUGACGCUGUGCAAACUGUGCGCGCUGUUGCACAAAAUCGACAACAAGGUUGUCCUGCGCUACCUUCUGCAGUGCCCCCGGUCUUCCUACGCCUGGCUCGGGCUCGCGAAAAGCACCAUCUGGCUGCCGGAGGCACUGGAACUCGCCUGCGAAACGCUGAAGAAGGGCGCGGGCCAGAAACCAAGUCUGGACCGUGCGGUGGGCUUUUUCGUCGGUCGGCACAUUGCCCGGUGUGGAUCUAUCUCGAUGUCGUCUUCUCCGGACGACACGGGAAGCAGUCUGAUCCCGCUACCACUGUCCCGCAACCUGUGCCAGGCCCUGCUGUUCGCGUUAGCGCAGAACAUGAAGAAAUUGUACUUGAAGGGGACAACAAUCGCGAUGAAAGAACAGGAGGAAAAUCCAACUGCGAAUCAUGCAGGUGGCGCAGCAGCAGCAGCUGCAGCGGUUGACAAUGAUCCAGAUGCAGCUUCAUUUCCUGACCGUAUCGCUGGUGCGGAAGUUCUGGUCACAGAAACUGAGGAGCAAUUCCAACAGCAAGAAGAAGUACCAUCCACGGCGACUCGAGUUCAUCUUCCACUGCCACCCCUGGAAAAUCUCAGAACGAUUUCCCGCGAGGAGAGAAAAGCGCAAGAGGCGGAGCGCAAGAAGGAGAAAGAGGAAACCGCGACCAUUCAAACGUACUGCUGCGCGCUCUUCUAUGGAAGUGUCAGGAUUGAAAUCGUCAAAGUUGAAAUAGUUUGUGAUGCAUAAAGUGCAACCCACAAAAUGCCUGUCUUGCAGAGUAGGCAAGGGAGGCCGAUUGUGAGCCUGUUUAGGGUUUGAAAUAGAGCUGCUAAAGUAGAAGUAGAAUGACAAAAGCAGUGUUCUGUUCCCAAACAGCAUGACAAAUUGGAUUCCGGUGCUCGGAAAAUUUGUCAUGCGCCGCUUGAUAAGUGGGCUUUCGACUGGUAUCGCUUUUAUGCAUGACAGACUAUUUCAACUUUGACGAUUUCAAUCCUGACACUCCCAUAUCUUCCUGCUCCUGAGGCAAAGCGUCUUCGACGACUACAACGACUUGCAGACCACGGGGGACUAAGCACUGCAAAAGUAUCGUACCCGUAUAAAUGCAGCAUGACAGAUCUACUCAUUGUCAUUUUACCUGAAUGUGAAUCUGCAUCACUCUUUUUUUUGGGAAAUUUUUUCAUGCCCUUUUCUAUUAAUACGAUACGUACUUUUGCAGUGCAUAGGGAUUUUGUGCGCGAAGAGCAGUUUGUUCGGGAUCAGAUCAUCAAGAACGCGACCAGGAAACUGGAGCUGAUGCCCACGCCUCCCGACGGUGCGGCCGCGGCGGUCUCCACCCCGCAGCCCAAAACGCCGCAAGAGAAGAAAACCAAAGCGGCGUCCCCAAAGCGAGGCUCCCCGAAAAAGACGGCAGGAAAGAAAAAAGACGACGGAAAACUACCGCCUUUACCGAAAGGGCAAGCCUGGGUGGAGCGGCGACACAAGCCGAGGCUGUGUCGGAUUCACUCCCUGCUGGACAUCUGCAUGGCGCACCACGCGGCGGCACUGCUGGUCCCGUUUUUAGACGCAAACGCGGGGAUUUAUGGGAGUGUCAGGAUCGAAAUCGACAAAAUCGAAAAACUUGUGAUGCAGAAAAUGUAGGACACUGAAGGCCUGUAUUGGGGAGCAGGCAAAUGAGAUAGCUUGUAAGCCUGUUUAGGGUAAGACGCUGUGCUGUCAGAGUAGCACGACAGGAGCAGUCUUCUUUGCCGUAACAGCAUGACAAACUGGAUUUUGGUGCUCUCGAAAUUUGUCAUGCGCCACUUGGAAACUGAGGCUCCAACUGGUAUCGAUUUUAUGCAUCACAAAUCAUUUCGAUUUUGUCAAUUUCGAUUCUGACACUUCCAUAGGAUUCCGGUCUUGCUCUGCGCGAUGCUGGAGGAGGCGACCAUCGAUUUGCAGACCCACGUCUUGUCCUUCGUAUCAAAUGUAAAAAUGUCUGGGUCUGGAAACUUGUGAUGCUGGGUGGCGUCUCAUGAUGAGGCUACAAAUGCUGGCUCAGCAUGACAAGUUUCUGAGCUCCUAGGUGUUGCCUAUUCUGCAUGACAAACUGCGCUUCUGCAUCACAGAAAAACGGAGCGCUUGGGUAACGUGCAUGACAGAUUUAAGAAUCAUGCCAGACAAGCAUGACAAACAUAAAUUCUUCCAGACCCAGACAUUUUCACAUUUGAUACUUCGGGUUGCUCAACAAAAUCAUUGACAGCUUCGAACAAAACCCGGGCCGAGGGCUGUUGCUCUCCGCGCUGUGCCGGCUCACCGCCGCCAUCGUGGUCCAGGAUAGAAGGAAGGACGUUUACCGCAGCUGCACCCGGUUCAAAAAGCGAAUUUCUUUAUUGAUCUUCGACGCGAUGGAGAAGUACGCACACGAAUUGAAGGCGCUCGCCUUGUUCGGGCUGCUUGCCUUGGCUUCACUCUUCGACAACGCGAAAAUUUGCUUUCAGGCCGCAGCCUACGUCAUGCGCUUGUACCCCGACGACAAAGCUCUCCAACUCGCCAGCUGGGCGUGCCUGUUGAACGCGUCCGAUUACAUCUACCGGGUCUACCGCACGACGAAAAACAUCAACAGCAUGCACAUCCAAAAGCGGUUUUUGGACGAGAAUACUUUCGAUGCUGGUGAUCCGCAGCACGGGGACACGAACGUGAAUCCAGAAGACGGAGCCGAAACGAUAACCACGCAGCGGCAGGAUGUGACCUUUGAGGACGACGAGCCCGCGCAGCCGACGCUUUUGUUCGACGAAGAUGGGAACCCAUUGGAAGCAACGGUUGCCGUAGCCGAUCUUACCUCCGGUGUCGACAUCGCGCCGGCCACACCGCUCGCGGACCCGGCGGGGGAGGUGGGAGGUGGUGUUACCUCGGACAACAACCCGCAGGAGGCCAGUAUGGCGUUCUCAAAUGUUACAUUCUCAACUGUUACAUGAUUUGUAAUGCAAAAUCACAAUCAGAAUCGACACGAUCAAGCUGCUUCGCAUGACAAAUUCUCGAAGAGCCAAACAGGCUGAGAAUCUUUGCUAGAUCUGUCAUGCAAGACGCGCAAGGUGACCCCUUUCACUUUUGCCAUUCUUGCAUCACAAAUCCAUGUAACAGUUGAGAAUGUAACAGUUGAGAACGCCAUAGCCAACAGCGACGAGAACGCGGCGACUUCGAGCUCCUCGAAAGCCCAGAAGAGCGGGAAGGCGGUGUCUUUCGUAGAGGGGGAAGUAGUAUGCAUUGCAAAUAUGUGUGGGUCUGGAAACAUGUAAACUUCUGAUGCGCAUUUGAGACCAGAAAAAAAUCUGUCAUGUAUGGACCGCAAAAGUUGCUCAUUUCUUGUCACCCAAAAAGGGAACUUGUCAUGCGGAUUAGGCAUCGCCUAACCUGCUCAAAACCUGUGUUGCUAGGACUUGCAUGCCGGACCUUCUGUGUCAUGCACAAACAGCAUCACACUCUUCCAGACCCAGACAUAUUUGCACUUGAUAAGUAGAGACGGUAACGUCGUUUGAUCCGGUCUCCACGGGGGAGGGGUUUGGCGACUCCGAAGCGAAAAAAGACGCGACCUCGACGCAAAAGGCUGUGUUGGAAGAGAGGGCCAGUUCUGGGCAGCCGGAUGGGCCGGCGGAAACGGUGCUUACCAGCUCACCAACGGAACUAGGUGGGGAAGACGCGGCGUCUUCGUCCGCGAUGCCGGGUAUGCGGUCAAGCUCCAAAGAUAGUGGUAAUAGCAACGUUCUUGAGGGGGGCACGGCUCCGGGUUCGUCGCUCGCCGACGCGACUGGCGACCCGGAAUCGUCCGACGCCGGAAUGAAGACGAAUUUGGACCCGCUGCCAGGCAGCGGCAGUGAGACGGCCAGCCCGGAAGAGUCGUUUGCGCAGACCGGGGCGUCGAGCGAGAAAGUGCAACCAGAACGCCCGUACGAAAUCAUUGACACCGAGGAGGAACGGGUUGAGGCCGAGCACUACGGAAUCAUCCUGGAAAUGUCCAAAUGCAUACUGGUAAAGGACUGAAUGACAGUCAAUGCGUGGUUUUUGUUUUUUCCCUGUUUCUGUUGGGCCCGGCAACGAAUCGGAAUUCUUUACUCGAUGCACGUGUAGUGUUUCUGUAUCCACUCCCAUUUUAACAACAGAAAUGGCUCCAGAAGGACGAUCCUCAUUACAUCGAGGAAGAGAAGAUACGCAGCGAGCUCAUGUGCGCGCAGCACGAACAAGAUUGCGAUAUUAUGGCGCUCAUGAGGGAGUUCAAGCGGCUAGAGCAGGUACUACUAGGAUUUUUCUAGUUUCACUUGAAGAUAAAACCGGGCAUUUUCCUCGCAGAGUGUUGCUGAUACACGUGCGCCAGGAUGUAAAUGUAUCAAGUUUGAAUUUUGAAUGCAACACCCGAAUUUUUUUCACAGCUUCGCGAGGAGCUGCAAAUAAAUCGUGCGAAGCAGUGGAACCCUCCGAAAGUCAAGCACAAAACGCUAGAAGAGGAAUACCUGGCGCGUCUAGAGGUCGUUUUCGGGGAACAGGCCGAGACGGCGCGGGGUAAGAGGGAAAUAACUGCGCUCUUGCGGCGGUGGCCACCGAAUAAGUACCACGUGAUGUAUCUCGAGCAGUGUCAGGUGCACAACGUCCCCGAGACCGAGAUAUCGAAGAAAAAAAGUGUGUAAGUGUAACUUUCUUUGAGAAACAGCAUCACAAAUUUGCCUUACAUGACAGAGAAAACCUGUCAUGCGUGGCCUGUAAGGGAAAACACACAUGAAAAGAGCACUUCAUGGCUGUCUGGCAUGACAGGCGCAACUCUGUUGCAUGUUCUGCAACACAAAUUUACACUUACACAGUUUUUUUCUUGCAUACGAGAUCGAACCCGAGUACAAGAUGCCGCCCCCGCCGCUGCCGCAGUACGAGCGCCCGAUCCCCAAAAUCCGGACGGUGCAGUGGGAAUACCGAAAGAGAAUGAUCGAUCUGUACACGCGGAAAGGGCAUUUGGUGAGGGCAGAAAACAUCGAUAUCGAAAUGCUGGAGUACAGAGGUAUAGAGUUUACUCUUGUCUUUACGCAGCACGUUGUACUUCUGUCCCGUUUGUAGCUAGUCGCAAAUUAGUAUGAGCUUCAUACCUGCGACUUCAUUUUCGUCUGCUUUUCAUCUCCAUCCUGUGACCACCCACUACAGGUAAGGAGCACCUCCUGUACCAGCGGCGCUGCAAGGAGUUCGAAGAGCACCCUCUCCCGGUCUACACGCUGAAGGGCGCCGCGCUGGAGGACGCGAAACCCGAGCCGUUGCUGCUGGUGGACGACGUGGAGAUCCAGUUUCUCGCGCUCUCCGUGAUGGAACUCCUCGUCACCAGCACCAACCGGCACGACAUCUCCGUGGAACUCCGGCGGAUCGGGGAACGGGGUCUGGAUCACCCGGUCGUCCUGAUCGACAUCGCGUCGCGGUCCUUUCUCCAGGUGUUCAACGAGGCCCAGGCGCGGCUCGAUGCGGAGGAGAAGAAGCGGAAGCACCUGGAGCAGGUCGAGCACUACAUCGUGGUGAUACAGAGGCUACGGGAGGAGUACCAGGAUGUGGACGAAAAGCCGCCGGACGAGGAGGACGACAGCAAGAUCCGAAAGCUCUUCAAAAACUGCCCGGAGGGGGAAGCGCGGAACGUCUUUGUAGAAGAGUGCAAGAAGUUUGACAUCGAUCCGGACGACUUUGAAGAGGCGCUGGAGGAGGAGAACGAUAUCCUGAGUAAAAACGUACCCACACCAUAGUCAAGAUGGGGAAUCGGCUAGACAAAUCCACAAGUUUUGGCUGUUUUGCAUGACAAAUUUGGAUUCGUAGUGUAGUGCUGUUUGAGCUAGCUCAGCAGCAUCACAGAUCUAGCAUACCAUGCUGAUUGGAGCAUGGCAAAUUGCAAAACACGACUAGAAAAUGCUUCUCAUGGGGCUCCGCAUGAGAAACAUUCUCAGCAUGCAGAUUUGCAUUACAACUCUGGUGUGGGUACGUUUUUACUCAGGAUAAACGAAGAUUCGAGUUCGGAGGAAGACGAGGAGGAGGGCGAGGAUGGGGCCGGCGGUAUCCUGAGUAAAAACGUACCCACA